GAGAAUCAGUACGAAAUGCGUUGGCCGUGGAAGCGCACGUUUAGCAUCGCAAAGGGCCGCAUUGGAGCCGCCGGCAAGCGGCCAGAGGCGGCAGUGGCUACAGUGGCCACCAUUUACGAUCCCAAUGGGGAUGGCGAGGUCAAGUAUACGGAAAAGAAUGGCGACGACUGCUACGAGCUCUCGCACAGCCUCGAGAUGGACAUGCAGAGCAGAUACAGUGCCCCAAAGCAAGCGCACUGGCUGCUGCGUCGCAUUUUCAUACUCACCUGGAUACGCAGCUACGAUCGAUCGCAGGCCUUCGCGGAUCUUAUAGCGGGCAUUACCCUCGGCCUGACCAUCAUUCCGCAGAGCAUUGCCUAUGCAGCGCUAGCGGGCCUCUCCUCGGAGUACGGCCUGUACUCGGCCUUCAUUGGCUCCAUCAUCUAUGUGUUCUUUGGCACCAUACCGCAGGUGUCCAUCGGCCCCACCAGCUUGAUGGCCAUCAUGACGCUGCAGUUCUGUGCGGACAAGCCCGUGCAGAUAGUCAUCGUGCUGGCUUUUCUGGCUGGCUUUGUGGAGCUGCUCAUGGGCGUCUUUCAGCUGGGCUUCAUUGUCAGCUUCAUACCGGCGCCCGUGACCAAGGCCUUUACGUCCGGCACCGCCGUGAUUGUGGUGCUGGCGCAGAUCAAGAGCCUGCUCGGCAUUCGCCUGAAGAAGGUGCCUUCCAUCGGGGACUACUUCACCAACAUUCACCUGUCGGACGCCAUUCUGGGCAUCACUUGCAUUUGUCUGCUGCUUGCACUGCGGCUGCUGUCCCAGGUCAAGUUUAAGCAGGAUACGCCGCUCACGCAGCGCCUGAAGAAGGUGCUCUGGUACAUCAGCAUCUCGCGCAAUGCCCUGAUUGUCUUCUUCAGUGGUCUGAUGGUGUACAUAUGGGUGCACAAGAGCUCAAUGGAGGCCGUGCCCUUUGCGCUCUCCUCAAAGGUCGCCUCGGCCAUGCCCAGCAUCAAGUUGCCGCCCUUCGCCUUUGAGCAUCAGAAUCGCACCUAUGUCUUCACCGACAUCCUGCACGAGCUGGGCAGCGGCGUUAUUCUGGUGCCCAUUGUGGCUGUCCUGGCGAAUGUGGCCAUUGCCAAGGCCUUCGUCAAGGAUGGCAAGCUGGAUGCCUCGCAGGAGAUGUUGACACUGGGCCUGUGCAACCUGGCCGGCUCCUUCUUCAGCGCCAUGCCCACCUGCGGCGCCUUCACGCGCUCCGCCGUGAGUCAGGCGUCGGGCGUACGCACGCCCAUGGCUGGCAUCUACACGGGUCUCAUUGUGCUCUCCGCCCUGUCCAUAUUGACGCCCUACUUUCAGUACAUUCCUAGAUCAUCGCUGGCUGCUGUGCUCAUUGCAGCAGUCGUCUUUAUGAUUGACCUGACGCCCAUCAAGGAGCUGUGGCGCACAAACAAGAAGGACUUCUUCAGCUGGACGGGCAGUCUCAUCAUGUGCCUGGUCGCUGGCGUUGAGAUGGGUCUGCUCUUUGGCAUCGUAGUCAGCAUGAUCUGCAUUCUGCUGCGCCUGGGCAAUCCCAGAAUUGAGGUCAGCUUGAAGCAGUGGGAGUCGCAGUACUACGUGCAUAUUGUGCCGCAGUCGGAUAUUUUCUACACGGGCGUGGACAUGCUGCGCACGGAGAUUGUCGCCGCGAGUCAGCUGUAUCGCAACGAUUUUCCCAUUGUGGUGCAGUGCUCACGGUUCAUGCAGUUCGACGCGACCUUUGUGGAGAUGCUGAACGCCGUGGCCAAGGAGCUGGCCAACGACAAUGUGGUGCUGGUGCUGCAGCACAUGUCGCUCAAGCAGCAACAGUUGCUGCCCUUCACCAGCAACAUACGGUUCUGCAACGAAGACCAGGAGCUCUUCCCGCAGGAGUCCAAACAGUAGUCAAACAUCUCCAAUAUCCAGCAUCCGCCUGGCGGUAUC
Messenger RNA from Drosophila arizonae, 1935 nucleotides. RefSeq names its product sodium-independent sulfate anion transporter. Gene Ontology annotation, cellular component: membrane. NCBI's taxonomy places the organism in Eukaryota, Metazoa, Arthropoda, Insecta, Diptera, Drosophilidae. The record is from RefSeq and is a predicted model, not a curated record. Gene Ontology annotation, biological process: transmembrane transport.